GCUUCAUUGACAACCAUUUUCAAUGUGUUGAUUUGUGAAUGUUUUCGCCAUGACUUAAAUAUUUACCAAAGAAGUAUGCAUAUAAUAGCUAUUAUCUUAACCAUUCAGUUGAAAUAAAUCAUAUUACGAAAUUGCUGAAAAUCAAUUUUGGGUCACUACACUGACUAGACAAAGAUUCAACUACACUUACAACUGACAAGAUUGAAAACAAAUUCCAGUCUCACUAGUUCGUGAGCAAAAAUACCCAAAUGUUCAUGUAUUUGGAUUAAUGAAAGCAUCUUAUCUUAUCAACAAUGAAUAAUUUUGAAGGGCUUAGAGUUACUUAAUUAUUUAAAGUUACUGCUAGUAAUAGUCUUGGGACUACUAGUACUAGAGCUAAUUUAUUUGUACUUAAAAGUUAUAAGACUUAUCUUAUUGAAGUCCAAGUAUAAUUUCAAAAUUUGGAUUCGUAAAAUAAAUUGUCUUAAUUUUAAUUUUAUUUGAUCCAGAAAAUUUUAACUCUUUUUUAACCUAUCUCAGACUAUCUACCUAAAACUAUUUACUAACUUGACUCUACUUUUUUUCUUUUUUUUUAAAUGGCCGGCUUAUUUGUUGCCAUGACACUUGUCAGUAGACAAAGAUGAUGGUAAUGAAAAAAAAUUAGUGUAAAAACACGUCUAUCAUAAUGAGGAGUGAAAUGGAGAGAAUGAAGAAUGUGUUGUUUUGAACCAUAUUUUUGAAGGAAAAUGGUGAGAAAGGGUUAUUUUGAAAGAAAAACAUAUUAAUAAGGACAUUAUUUAAAAAAAAACUGGCUUUCCAUUACAAAAUGAUAACAUUAAAGAACAUUUUACAAUAAAUUGGGAAAAAAGUUUUAACAAAUUUUUUUUUCAGGAAAAUGAAAGUAAAACAUUUGCAAAAGUUAUGCAAAUUGAAAAUGCAUUUUUAUUUACAAAAACCAACAACUUUAAAUUCAAAAUAUACAACUCUAUCUAACCUAAAUGCUAAAUUAGUAUCCCUAACUCAAGCAUAAAUUGAUCCUAAAUUUAGUCCCCUAAAACUUGAGUAUAAAUAAACCCCUAAAUACAUCCCCCCCCCCCUCUUUCCAUAACUGGAGUUUGCCGUAAAUCUUGGAACCCAAAAUCUAUGACCUAAUGUGAACUCUAAAACCACUUCAUUGUGUGCUACAGAUACACACUGUGCUGAGAAAAUCAUAAAUUGUAAUUAAAAGAUAAUACAAUUUUUAAAAUAUGCAAGAUAAUGAAAACCCAACUUACCAUUUCAUUGAAUACACUUUUUAACACUUUGUUACAAGUUAAUCAUUUGAAUUAAGUCAAAAUCCCAAAUCCAUUUAUCAAAUGAUCAAACUCGGGCCUCAUUUUCAAAUAUUGCUAUUAAUUUAAAAUUGCAUUUUAAUGGUGCAAUAAUAUAAAAAAAAGAUAAUAGUAAACUCUAGUAGCAAUCCAUGACUAAACAAGGGGUGUUCACUCAUGUACAGAUACUCAGGAUGAGUUGUAAAUAGUAAAAAGACCACUUCAACAUUCAAGAAUCAAGGGUACCUAUUUAUUUUCAAAGCUGUUCCUUAACUGCUGAGAAUUAUAAAGAGUAUUCGAAAACUGAUUUUUACUUGCACAUGUUCUCCAUGCAAUCAGGAAAAUGGGAAAUAGAAAGGAUUUUCUUAAAUUAUAUCAUGGUAGAGAAAAUUGAUAAAAUGAGCAUUUUAGUAAGGACGUUUUCUGGCCAGUUGGGAAUAAUUAUAUUUUAAAAUCCCCAAAAAUUGACAAGUAUGUGCUUCAACUAUCAUAGUUGAUUGUUUUUCUAUGGCUCCAUGGUCUUUUAUCAAUUGCAUUUUACUGCAAUGUCAUUAGUUUCCACUUCAGAGGGAGAGGCAUGGGAGAUAAUGUAUGGUGAGUACUAAAGGGAAAGCCAAAACAAAACCAUAGAAAGGUUUCUUAUAGGCCAUUUAGUUUACAAAUAUAAUUUCAGUCAUUAAUUUGUUGUAUUUUGGUGAAAUUUAAAUUCCAUCUCUACAUUGGUCUUUAUCUGGGCUGGAAGGCUUUUAUUCAUAAAAUUUUAUAGUGCCGAGGCAACAUUAUCCUAUGUCUAUGGUACUUAUGGAUGUCUUUGCUGCAUGUUGACAGAGUAAUGACCAGAGUUUCACAGGACUGUUGGGUCUUUAUACCAAAGACUCAAUUUACAGAUACAAGUUGAGUUUUAAAAUGGAGAAUACUCAUGAUAAUGUUAAUUAAAAACUUCCUCUGCAUUUCAAUUUGCUAUUUUUACAGCAGUUUAUUUUAAAUGACUGCUGUGCAAUGAUGAUUGAAAUUAAUUCAUUUUCUUAAUUUAUUUUCUAGCUAACCAAAAAAACAGUCAAGCUUUGGGUUUUAAAAGAUUAGGUAUUUACUGGUAUCCUGAAAAGAAAAUGCUUGUUCCUAUUUUCACAUUGAAACUUAACCACAAAGUUAUACCUCGCACCGUGGCUAUUGGCUGGUAUGAUGGGAAACAUCCAGCACUCACAUGUGCAACUUCGGCAGGCAAAGUACAUUGAACAGAUUAUAAUAUAAAUUUUUUUUUUUUUACAGUCCUAGCCGAAUGAAAAAUAAAUGUUAAUGCAUCAAGAGUGAUUAAAUUUAUAUGAGACAUUGUUCAUUUAAUUAAGAUGAUGUCAACAUUAAAUUAUGUGUAUUAUUCUCUUUUAUGUCUUAAUUAGAAAGAUAUUUUUAAGUAAACUUAUUUUAAAAAGAUUUUUUUUAAAAUAAUUUAAUUUGAAUUAUAUCUUCAAUACUUUCUUUCUUUAUCCAUAAGGUGCUGGUGCAUAGUCCACACACAAAGCAACAAGAUCUUGGAUCUGGUGCAGGCUCAGACUUAAGUCUGCUUAAUAUAAACCAACAGAUAACUUCACUUGCUGUUGGUCGACUUGAUCCAGACGUGGAAGGUGACCUGCUUGUAGUUGGAACCCCCACAAAUGUUCAAGCUUAUGACAUCAACAACAACAGGGAUAUUUUUUAUAAAGAUGUAAAUAACUUAUUUAUUUUGGUUGUAUAGCCCUGUUAGUUCACAAAUAUUCAUAUUUUUGAAAUUCUUCAAAGUUUUUUUGCUCUUGUUGUAACAUAACUAAUUUUAUAGAGACAAUCAAUUUAAAAAAUAUUUUCCUAUGAGAUAUUUUUUACGCUCAUAUUUAAUAAUCCAUAAAAGGAUUAUUGUUAUUAUUGCUAGAUGAUUGAUAAACACAAAGAGCAAGUGUGUCAAUAAAAUCAUAUUUAAAUCUUUUUGACUGAAGACACACAAAAUAAGAUCCAGUCAUGGCAAUAUUGGAUAUUGUUGUGAUAGAGAUUUACCCAGAGAAUUCCACAAGAACAUAAAUGGAAUUAAAACUAACUUUAAGUAGCAAUCAUAUUAAAAAUAGUUGUGACAAAUUAAAAAUGUGUUUAAGAUUGAAUUAAACAAUGAUGUGAUCUCCUUAUGUUUUUAAAUUCAUGUUUAGUGCCCAGAUGGUGCUAACGCCAUCAGUGUUGGAAUGCUGGGAAACGUUUCGUCUCCCCUUGCAAUAGUCGGUGGGAAUUGCUCCAUCCAAGGGUAUAACAAACAAGGAGAUGACAACUUCUGGACGGUCAGUUUGAUGACAAAUCAUUGUCUUAAUACAAUCACAUUCAUUAUAUGCAGACCUCACUAUUGUUUUUGUUGUAUAUUAUAUAUAUAAGAAAUCGUAUAAUAUACAAGUCCCAGUUUAAUUAUUGCUGUAUCUUUAAAAGUUUUAAAGUACACUUGUUCAUGCAAUUUCAUUUAAACAUUAAUCCAAUACUUGACACCUCUUCUCGUAGCAUAUUAUGUUCUGUGAAGAAUGUCUUUUUUUCAAAUAUGUGAGGUGAAAAAGGGGGGGGGGGGUGAAAAGUUUUAUAAGAGUCAUGUUCUGUUAGAUUGUUUAACUAUUUAUGCUGCCAGGUUACGGGAGAUAACGUCCAAUCUCUGUGCUUGAUGGAUUUUGAUGGUGAUGGAAAAAAUGAGGUAAGUGAUUUCUUGGUUUUGUUGAUUCCCCUCCAUGCCCAAGUCUUCAACGAAUGAACAGUGAUAAUUAGAGUUUUUAUGGCUUAACCCUACUUAUAAUAAUCUUAACCUUUCACCUCUUCAAUGAAUCACUAAAGCUAGCCAUGGGCUUGGCUUGCAGAAAGUGAAACCAUACGUUCAAAACUUACUUUAACUCCCAUUGAAAUAUCUUGAUCAGAAAAAUUACUUUUUGUUCCACUAACUUACUUCUAGCUCAUAGUUGGGUCAGAGGAUUUUGACAUCCGAGUGUUUAGAGAGGAUGAAAUUAUUGCAGAGAUGACAGAAACAGAGGUAAAUUAUAUUAGUUACAAUUUUUUUUAAAAACACUGAGAAUCCCUUUACAUUAAAAACAUAAAUGAAAUGGACGCAAUGAGAGCUAAAAGCAUUUUACUAAUGAACUUUUAGUAUAAAAGUCACAAUGGUUGAGAAAAAUUUUUUGUAAUGCUGUUGUUUUUUUAAAAAUAAUAAAAAAGAUGUCUUUAAAAUGGUUGAUUGAAAAAUUAUAUUAAACUGCUAUUAGAUUAAGUUCAAAGAAUAUUUCCAUUAAUUAAAAGGCUACAGGCCUACCUUAUAAUAAAUACCAGGAUAAUAUGAAUAUCAUGAUACCUAAUUUAAACCAUUUAGGAUUAUGGUAAAUUGUUUUGGACUGGAUUUUGUUAGGUCAUUACCAGUCUCUGUCACUUGAUGGACACCCGUUUCGGCUAUGCUCUGUCUAAUGGAACAGUCGGUGUCUAUGAAGCAGUCGCUCGGUGUUGGAGAAUAAAAGUAAGUGAUCAUUUAAUGAUGGUGUGGUUGUUGUUUUCAUAAGAUGAUUUUCAUUUAUUUGGCUGGCACGUUGUUUAAAAUAGUCAGUCUCUGAUGUUUCAUGAGUAAUCAACACAUUUUUUUACUCUCAAUCCAACAGUCUAAAAACAAACCAGUAGCCAUCCACGGAUUUGAUCUGAAUGGAGACGGAGUCAAGGAACUUAUCACUGGUUGGAGUAAUGGCAAGGUACAUUGAGUCAAAUGAAAAUAAGAUAUACAGUGUAAUAGAAACAUUUUAUUUUAGUCAUAGAAAUGAUUGUCCUAAAAAAAUAUAUUUUUUUUAAAGAUUGAUGCAAGAAAUGACAGAACAGGCGAGGUUAUUUUUAAAGAAAACUUUAACCAUUGUAUAGCUGGAGUGGUACAGGUAAGGUGGUGCUAUAGCUAUGUGUUUUAUCUCCAACUUUGUAUUUAUGAACAAUAUUUGUCAAUACUCUUCUAGAGAUAACAUUCAAUAUAGGUCAAAAUGAUAUUUGACAUAUCAUUUGUUAAAAAAAAAAAAAAGAGAAAUAUUGCUUUUUUUUUAGAUAAAAGUUUACUUAGGGAAAAAAAAAUUGUAUCUUAGCAUUAUGUGUUUUUUCUCCAACUUUGUAUUUAUGAACAAUAUUUGUUAAUACUCUUCUAGAGAUAACAUUCAAUAUAGGUCAAAAUGAUAUUUGACAUAUCAUUUGUUAAAAAAAAAAAAAAAGAGAAAUAUUGCUUUUUUUUUAGAUAAAAGUUUACUUAGGGAAAAAAAAAUUGUAUCUUAGCAUUUGCUUUAUUAUUUAAAAUGUUAGCAUCCAUAUUCAUUCAAUCAAAUGAAAAAAGAGGCAACUUUUAAAAACAACCUUUAACAUGUAAUGUAUUCAAAAGUAAAUUUUAUAUGCAAAUAAAUCCAAUGUUGUAAUUUGACUUAAAGACUGUAACUGUGAUCUAUCAUGUUUUAAUUUGUCUAGUGAAUGUAAGUUUAAGUAAUUUGUCUAAUGAAUGUAACAGUUAUCUGUCAUGUAGUAAUUUGUGUAGUGAAUGUAACAGUUAUCUAUCAUGUUGUAAUUUGUCUAAUGAAUGUAACAGUUAUAUGUUAUGUUGUAAUUUGUCUAAUGAAUGUAACAAUGAUCUAUCAAGUUGUAAUUUAUCUAAUGAAAAGAACAGUGAUCUGUCAUAUUGUAAUUUGUCCAGGCUGACUACCGCAUGGACUCAAAUGCUAAAGUGGACCAGCUGAUGUGUGUCUCAACAGAAGGAGAAGGUGCUAAACAGUUUCUGUAUUCCUUGCUUAGACAUUCUUAAUUUAUAGAUAAGAUAUAUAGAUAAGAUAUAUAGAUAAGAUAUAUAGAUAAGAUAUAGACUUUUUAAAGGAGUUUUGAUGGCUCAGUAUUUUGUACUCUUGUUUCCCAAAGUUAGUUACCUGUUCAUACAAUAACAAAUAAUUAUUUGCAAAUAAAUGCAUUUAAAUUAUAUUCACAAAUCUCAAAUUGAUUAAAUUUGGAUUAAAUUUGGUAGAGAUCUAAUUAGUGAUUAGGUGGUCAAGGUUGAUUUUGACAGACAGACUAUGUCUAGAUAAAACAAAUACUGCUGAAGGUGUACAUUUGUUGAAAGCAAACCUUUAGUGGGGAGAAUUCUCAAUGUGACAUGAUCAGUUAGUUAAAUGUAAGCAAUGUAUACAUUAUGAUAAUGCCAAAAAGCAUUCACUUGUUGUUUUAUAAUAGAAUAGUUUAAGGUGGUACAGCAGCAAAAUCACCCUCACUUGUUAUAAUUUUAAAUGUCAGAAGAUAUCAUGUCUACUUUUGAUCUCAUCAAUAUUUUCUUAAUUAUUUAUACUACAUUAUUUUCUGUAUGAUAAAUCUGUCAGUGAGAGGAUACAGUCCUGCAACCGGGGGCGUAGGUUCAAAUCUGAUGGAUUCCAAUGUUGAACAAGAUACCAUUAGAGAACUAAGUCAACGAAAGCAGGUGAGGGAAUAUAUAAGUAAACGGGGGUACUCACAUAGUCUUGUUAAAAGCUUUCACUUACAAGCUUUUGUUCCAAGCUUUCACUUACAAAGCAAAAAAACAGCUUCUUUUCUCAAUAGCUUAAUGGUGAAUUGUAAUUUUGAUUGAUAAUAAUCUAAUAUAAGCUGCUUCAAUAGAUUUCUAAACUGAUAUUUAUCAAUACAAACAACAAGGUAAACAUCUAAUUUUAAAGUUGCCGGCCCAACAAUUUGGAACGCCCUUCCAGUAGCUCUCAGAAACAGCCAGACACUGGAGUCCUUUAAAACCAAUUUAAAAACACAUCUGUUUCGCAAACACUUUCUGGGGUGAUGCUAUCUACCAUCUUUUUCAGUUAAUGUAUAUUGGCCUGUGUUGCUUAUAGUUGAAAUGGGAUGAAAGACUUUGACUUGGUAUGCUCGAAUGUAGUUUGAUAUUGUUGAGUCUGUUUUUAAAAUGUGGUAAAUUUUAGAUUGUUUUUAUUUCUCUUUAUAAUGUGGUUGACUUUGUACCGCGCUUCGAGCUUUUGGGGAUGAAGCUUGUUCUUCAAAUAAACUUUAUUAUUAUUUUUAUUAUUAUUAUUUUGAAAACGUAACGGUGAGUGGCUAAGACAUUGACUUUGCAACAGUUGUGCUUAAAGGAGUGAUUAGGACCAGUAACAGUCAUUGGUCAGCAAGUUUUGGUGCUCAAUUCAAGAAUGACAAAAAAUAACAGUGGUCAAAUAAUUUAGCACUGACCCCUUUGUGCAGUAUGUUUAAUACCAGUUGGAUGUUUGUGCCCACAGAAUCUGAUGCUGGAGCUGAAAAACUAUGCAGAGAAUUCCAGGAUAGCUUUGUCAGGAGAGGCAGCAGGGUUGGCGGCAGCCCUGGCAGGGGAUGGUAAUAGGGCAGGUGCUACGGCAGGAAAGUUUCCAGGCAUCAGAGGAUUACAGGUGAGCUGGCAGGGGAUUGUAAUAGGGCAGGUGCUACAGCAGGAAAGUUUCCAGGCAUCAGAGGAUUACAGGUGAGCUGGCAGGGGAUGGUAAUAGGGCAGGUGCUACGGCAGGAAAGUUUCCAGGCAUCAGAAGAUUACAGGUGAGUCAGGAAUAUCAUUUGCUGAAUGGGGCGCCUCCGUUGUUGACACCUAUAUGAUAUCCCAUUCUGUAAAAAUGUUUUUAUAAACAAAAUUAUUUUUUUAAUGAAAUGAAAUGAUACAUUCAGACAAAUAACAGUUAUUAAACCCAUAUUUUAAAAAAAUUCUAAAAUAGAAGAUUAUAAGGAUUCAAACAUUACGUUCUUAAAUGUUUUAUCAUCUUCUCAUAGUAUUGAUUUUUAAAGAUUUGAAAAUAAAAUAUUUUGUAAAAUUGAUUAAACCUUUCAAGUGUCAGUAAAAGUACUGCCAUGCUCACUUUGAAUUUGACACAAGUUAUGUACAUAAGAAAGAGAUGACAGUAUGCAAUCUAAACAAUUGAACCAGGUACUCUUGGAGAAUCCAUUUAAAUUGAACUAUUGUAGUGACGAGAGUUACAUUCCAUCAACUCCCAAGCUUUAUAUUUGUUGAUGUCCCAAAAGAAAAUAAUAGUCUCUAAUUGACCACAAACGUUCAGUACUAGAAAGGAAAAUAAAGUACACUUCUUCUACAUAGCUAAAUGAUAGAUAUAUAAUAAAAUAUGGUCUAGUUCCACCCAGAGAAUUAACAAGUGGUCUAAUGUUAUGUACAUAAUCUUCGUGUGAAAUAGCCAGAACUAACUGUUGUACUUUGUAAGCUCAUGAGUGUUUCAUUUGCUUCUAUAACAAAAUAUGGCAUCAAAAUAAAACAAAUGUCUCUGUUAAGCCAAAAAUAUUAGAUGAAAUAUACAUCUUUAAAAGUAGUUCAAGGGUCAUGAAAUCACCCUUAAGAGAAUUUAUUUUUGAGUACAGGAGUUUUAUCUAAAAAAAUAUAGAAUUACACAAAAAUAAUAAUUGGUUUAAAAUCAUAUUUCUAAAAUCAAUAAUUGAUUUGGCAACAAAAAAAAGCACCAUAUAAACCAUAUGUCAUACUGACCUACUUUAAUCAUGUUAUUGUUUAUACCAUUAACAAUAACAUGAUUAAAGUAGGUCAGUAUGACAUUUAUAAUGUGAGGUCUAGUCCCAAAUUGAAUAUCACCUUUGUUUAACAGCCCGGAGCCUCUGGUGGAUUCGAUACAACUGGAGGAGGUGGGGAUGGUCAUUCAUUGGGUGGACAAGGAGGCACUAUGGGGGGCUUCGGUGGCAAUAGUAGCCACAUUGCCCCCAUAGGCCCUGGAGCUCAGAUUGCUUUGGCUGGGCUCAGUAGUAUGCCAGGUCAUUCCCUGUAUCCAGGUGGUCAGUCUCUGGCUGGACAGAUGCAGAGUUUUAAGCUAGGAGUUGGUGGGAUUGGAGAGACUGCCAGGAGUCCAAUGGGUAUGAUACCAGUAAGUAUGAGUCCAAUGGGUAUGAUGGGGUUGUUAGUGCUAACAAAAGAAUGAAUGUUAUUUACUGUGUUACAGGUAGUUCCUUCAUUGCAAACCCGAACAAUUAUUUUGGCACGAGUAGCCUUGCUUUUCAUGAAAACUUUCUCAGAAUCUAUGAACAAAAUUACUGUAAUGUAUUUGUCUUUACUCUUAAUGUAAUGUGUCUUAAUUUCUUGCAUUUUAAGAGUGUAUUAACAUUUAAAGCUAUAAUCAUCUUACUUAGUUAUAUUUGACCCUUGCCAGGCAAACACUCAGCUACAGACAACUUUAACUGUCAAUCCAGGAGACCAGUCAAGACCGGUUAGUCAUUUUAACUUACUUAGAAUUUGCGUUUUCUUACUGCAUAGUAAAUUGUUUUCCAACAUUCUCUAUUCUCUGGACCCUUUUAAAUUGUUUGAUGAAAAAAUUUUGAACAUUGAAAUAUUUGAACCAGAUAUAAGAAGCAGAGAAAUUUUAAUUGUUAAAAUUUAUUUCUCAUAUGAGAAAUUCACAAAAUUCAUUCAUUUUAAAAAUUCAAACAUUUUUUUCCCCCACAUUUCCAUCAACCUCUUCUAGCCUCAUGUGGAACUCAACAUUAGCACAACCAAUGGUAAGUUUAAGUUAGUUUCAGCCUCAAUUACCUUUAGCCUCAAUAGUUUUAUUUCAUCAAGCUGAACAUUUAUUUCAUUCUUUUAUUAUAAAAAGUUAUUUGAAUAUAAUAUCCCAUGAAGCUUUCUUUCUCUUCUUUUAAACUUACAUGAUAAAAUGAGUGAGAUGGCAGUCAGGUUAGGAGAUGGAAAUAUGUGAAACAAAGUAGGGGAAAACCUGAAAAAGGAACUAAAAUGGGACCCAGUUGUGUGUGUAUGUUAUUAGACAUUAAAAAAACACAUGGUGAACAGAGGCUACCCAGGACGCCUCCCUGAAUUUCACAAAAGAUACAUCGAUGGGGUCAUUGGGGUCAUUACUUUGGAGAGGGGUGAACGUGACUAAUUCUUUUUGCCCCUCCGUUAAAUUCACGACUCAUGUCUCUCAGGUAUCAGUUAACUUUUCAGACCUAAAUUUCACCUUACACAAAUCAGCCUACUCACGUUCCCCUAUUUUAAGCCUACAAGACAGCCACAGCGAUUUACUUUUCUUUUCUUCCCACCCUAUAUCCUGUAAGGACUCAUUGCCAUUUUCUUAGCUACUUUGUGUUCAUCAACUUUGCUAGUCUGAUGACUUUUGGGACAAAACACGUGGGGUAAUUGACUUUCAUCAGCUCUACAAUGGGUUAAUCACUUGUGCUGAUGCCUUCAAUGUCUCGUCUGACUGACAGUGGCUGACGGGACCAAAUUUAUUCUUACCGUCAUCUUCUUUGCCUUUUCAACUUCCAGAUGAGGAAAGGCCAUUAAGAAUUUCUCUCCAAGCCUUCCAGUCACUAGCUAUCCUCUCUAACUCUUCACAACCUAUUAAUGUCCCAUCUAAAGCUCCGACAAUUUUUACAAAUCAUCCCCAUAAUCUCUUAGCCAAACAGGUUUUCUUCAAAAACUGUGCCAUUCUCAUUGUCGUACCUGACAUCCACACUAUUUUCACAACCUGUCUAUUCAUUAAGUCUAGACAAAACAAGAUGUCCUUGUUUGCAGCCACCUCGUUACUAGGGUUUCUUUGAGCUAUAUCUCCGGGGGGGGGCAGUGAAAGCAAGGUGCCCCCUGGAGCAAAAUUAUGUCCAACAAUAAAUCAACUGGAACUGCUGGCACUGCCCCCCCCCCCCCCCCNUGGCACUGCCCCCCCCCCCCGAAAAAUCUGAAGUGCCCCUCCGGGGGAAAAUUUCUGAAAGAAACACUGCUCGUUACUACCCUCUCCCACUUUGGGACCAAGCCUUGUGGACAUAGCAGCCAUUGCAAGACUAACUUUUUGUCAUCCAGACUGAACACAUUCCAUUCCAUAAAGUAGUUUUCAGAUAUGGGAUGAUUGCCUUUGAAAUGAUAUCUGCAUCCUUGUUUCUACCAGCUGCCAUAUGAUGCAUCUUUUGGAAAGACGUACCGAGCACCUUCACAAUAUCGCGCAGGUUAAACAAUGUCCUAUCUCAAAUUAAUUCAAUAGAAGUGACCACAAGGGCUCCAGUGGCUUGUCCAGUACCACCACUGUUUAUUAUACCAACACGUCUGACAGGGAGAACUAGAGAAUAACCUGAUCCACAUAUAUGGGACCUUGACACCAUGUGGCGUGCAUUUCAUGUUCUCCUUCACUUUUUAGUUCUUUUUAUCCAACCCCCUCCUUUUUAUAACCAAUCCCUGUGUUAUUCCUUUUUCUCUCUUCCGUCCCUCUUUGCCUAUAUUAAAUCUCUAACUUACUAAGGGUCUACUACAUUCCUCUUGCUGUCCUCUCGGACACAACAUUUCAGCUGUUUUUAUUUUUUAUUUUUGUUAUUCUUUGUUUCUACUGUUCGCUGAAGAAGGCUUUUUGCUGACACGUUCGUCGUUGUUUUUGUUUUUUUUUGGUGCUUCCUUUUUCAGGUUUUCCUCGUACCUUCUUUUUAAACAUGUUACAUGUAAAAUUACAGAUGUGCGGUAGUCUUUGAUUAAGUUGUUUUUCUAGAUUUUUUCAGAAUGUUUGCCUCAUGAUUUGAUUAUUUAUAGCAUCAACAUUUUUACAACAGGCACUUCGAAGUUUGGACAAUUUAAAAGAGAGUUCUACACAAUUUAAUGCACAUGUUAAUUCUUACAGAGUUUAAAAUAAGUACAUUACUAUACAUCUAUUUAUAGAACAUGCUCUGGCUGUCACCCUUAACUAAACUAAUGUUCAUAUUUUGUUCCCUAGAGACAAUUAUCAGAACUGUUCUUAUAUUUGCCGAGGGUAUCUUUGAAGGGGAAUGUCAUGUUGUGUGAGUAUUAUGUCAUUUUGCGUGAGCAUUAUAUGUCAUGUUGUGUGAGUAUUAUAUGUCAUAUUGUGUGAGUAUUAUAUGUCAUGUUGUGUGAGUAUUAUAUGUCAUGUUGUGUAUUAUAUGUCAUGUUGUGUAUUAUAUGUCAUGUUGCGUGAGUAUUGUAAGACCAUCAAAUAUGAAGUAUUAAUUCAGAAACAAAAUUUUUUAUAACAGUUAUCCCCCAUGCCUUACAGAUACAGUAAAAUGAUACAAACUAUCUGAUCUGUUUUAUUUCUAUGCCCAUGAAGCCAUCCCAAUGCUGCCUCAGUAAGCAACACUGUAAGAGUCCCAAUUAUUCCUCCCAAAGAUGUACCUGUUGACCUCCAUAUUAAAGCUUUGAUUGGCCAAAGGAACAGGUCAGUUUCAAGUAGCCGUGAUGUAACAUGUUUUAGUUGUUUGAAACACAAACAACUGUCUAAAUAAAAACAGUAUGUGAAAGCUUUAUUAAUAUGUCAAAAUACAUAUUUAAAAUUUCAUCCAAUGAUUUCUUUAUGACAUAUAUAUAUAUAUACACAUUUAAACAUGGGCCUUCUUCAGUACAACAUACAUAGGCCUACACAUUUAAACACCUGCCUUCUUCAGUAAAAAAUAUACUGGUUUGAUUACACAAAUUGUCUGUCUCAUUAAUCUGCAUUAAGAAUUUCUCGCCAUCCAACCCCCUUAUGAUUAGUUAACUUUAUUUUUUUUCAAUUUUUUAGUGUGACAUAAUUAUUAAAUUAAAAUAACUUUCCUUUGUAAUCUGUCAGAAUUUACAAGUGUGUCCUCCGCUGUUCUAUUUAAUUAUAGAAAAAACUCAAAGUCUAUAUUGUCAUUAAGAAAAUUAUGUUUUAUGAUAUAUGAUUAUGAGAAAAUACUUGUCUUAAUUUUAAAUUGAUUAAGUUUAAAAAUUAUAAAUUAUCAUAACCAGAAUGUGAAUGUACAAACUGAAUAUGAAAUAUGUUACCAAAACUUAUUUCCAUUUAUUUGGAACUAUAAAAGAAUCUUAUCUUUAAAAAAAAAAGGUUGCAAUUAGCUAAGUUUUUUUUAUAUUAAAACAUAAAAUAAAGUAAAAUGAAUUAAGGUAAAUAAAUAAAUUUAGUUAAAAAUAUCAACAGUAAGCUCUUUAAGCCCAAACAAUUUGGAACUUAUCACAAGCUUUUAUCGACUGACUUUCACAGCAACCAGUUCCAUGUGUUUGAGCUCACACGAGAGCUACCCAGAUUUUCAAUGUUUGUCCUGGCAAGCAAUGAUCACCCGGACCCUCGGAGCUCUGUUCAUUUCACACUUAGUGAGCGGCCACAGAGAGUGAGUCUCACACUAUAAUCUAUAAACAGCCAAUUUACAAAUAUUCAUUUCCUUCCAAGCAUGUCAACUACUUUUUAAAAAAAUUGUGGGUCAUUAGUUUUAAAGUUUUAUAAUUCUGAAAAAAAAGUAAUUUAAAAAUAUAUUUUGGUAAAUUUUAUAAAUACUUAUUACCAAAUUUAAUGAGAAGUAGUAAAAAAAAAAUUUUUUGUUCUUUUCAUUUUGAAAAAAUAAAGAAAUUUUUUAAUCAUAAAUAUUGUUAUUAGUUUACUAAUAGACCACAGGAAUAUUACACAAAAGUUGAGUGUGUAAACUUUAAGAAUUUGGGCUAUAUGAAACAAAGUAUUAUUAGUUUCCUACUAGACCACAGGACUAUUACACAAAAGUUGAGUGUUUUAACAUUAAAACUUUAGUGAUUGUCUAUUUCUUCUCUUGUCUUUCUAUUGGUAGGUGCUGAUGUGUCUAUCUCUUGUCUUUCUAUUGGUAGGUGCUGAUGUGUCUAUCUCUUGUCUUUCUAUUGGUAGGUGCUGAUGUGGCUGAAUCAAAACUUUUUACUGACAGAAGACCUAGUUUGUGAAGGAGACCUUCAUUUCACCUUCAUGGCUCUGCGUGGGUCAGGUCUGUUACGUAUACGUCUGUCACACAUAGGGCAGGCUGCCAUACACACUGACGACAUGGACCUGGCUGGGGACAUCAUACAGUCACUGGCUCAGUUCCUAAACAUUGAGGACCUGCAGACAACUGCUGACUUCCCAGUGGAGAUUGAAAGUUUAAAGCAGAUUUUAUUUAAGGUUCCUGUUUAAUUUAGAUUUUAAAAAUGUAUAACAUUAUGAAUUAACAUGCUUAAAGCACAACACAUGCUGGUUAAACGAGUAAGAAAGUGUUAAGCCAAGCCCAACCAAUGUUUGUGAAACAAUUAAGAAAGUGUUAAGCCCUGCAAUGUAAUAUUUAUAUCAUCUUAUUUUAUUUUUGAAAUCACAGACAUUAAACAUUGUGUCCAGGCAAUGGCCAGGCUCAUUUCAAAUUCUACUUUCUUAAAAUUUAAAGCUACAAAUAUUAUAUGCAAUAUGUUGGUGUUUUUUUGCACAGAAUAAUGUGAGUACACAUCAGAAACUUAGUGUUGGUGAGAUUGGAUUAACCCUCGAACCGUGGCAUGCAUCAUUCUGUAGUGUGGUAGCUUUUCAGAGCUUUUGGAGUGCCUUUUGAAAUUGCAUUAAAUGACAUGGAAAUAUUGAUACAAGACCCCAAUAAGUUAUAUUUUUAGAAAGGUCAAUGGAUGCGGAGAAAGUUGACUCUGAUGCCCACCCCGUAAAAAAAUGUUGCCUAGUGUCCUUGACCUUGGAGUACUCAAGAAAAAAAUCAACAAAAAGUCUUGCUUUCAAGUGCCCAUAACAUCAUUAAUUUUUAUAGAUACACUUAAAACACAAUCUAAAUAAUGUAGCAAAUUCAUUUAUCUUUCAGAAAAUGUAUAGUUUGCUAAGGUUUAGAUUACAAUUAGACCUCUGAAAGCAAUUUUAGUAAUUUUAGGUAAUUUAUGAAAGAAACUGGGACCACAGCUAAAACCAAGUACAAAAUACAAAAUCUCAGGCAAAAUAGUUAUUAUUGACUAGUAUACAUUUAAAAAAGAACUGUGGAACUGAUUUGGGUUGUUUAACUAUAAAAUUUAUUAGUUAUGAUCUAUAAUCUGUAGCUUCUGUGACUAAAAUUCAGUCAGUCCUUGCCCAACCUCCAGGCCUGGCUAAAAGUCUAACAGUAGCCUCAGUAGGCCUACUUCAGUAUCACUAAGGCUAGUAUAAGAUUCUUGUGAAGUAUAAUCUCAAUUGAUAUUAUCAUGGGGAAUGUUAAAAUCAUCAUCAGUAUCAGUAAAAUCCUCUCCUAAAAGCUUUAAAAAAUAUUUAUAUUAGUUCUUGCACUGAAGGCCCAGCCAUAGCUCAACCAUUUCAGCUUUAAAAAAACAGCGAAAUAAAACUCCGAAUAAAAAGUAGUUAUUUUUAAGCUAUCAAGAAAUAACUUCACCUGGAAGAUGAUUUAAUUAUUAAUAAAAGUAAGUGGCUAUAAUUCCGGUUAAACAUUGGAUUCGAAUUUGGUAUCGGACCGUGUUUUUAAUCUGACGAUUUUUUUGGCCGCCACAGAACGAGAAUAUCUGUAGAUUUCAUUGGCCGACCACAGUUUCAGGAUUUAAAAUCUAUUCUGUAAAGCAUUUGCUGAUGUCCAUUAAAAUCAGUCCAUAAAUAUUUUAUGUUCUUUUUUUUUAUAUUCUCAUACUUUUGCUUGAAUGAAAUUCUCUUUACCACCAUGUUAUUUCAUGAAAAAUGCAAUACUGAAAUUCUUGGACUUAUUCCUACAGGUCGAUGAAUUCCAUAAAGUCAGAAAUAAGCUAACGGCAGAAAUGGCUGACCACUCAAAUUUGAUACGCAGUAUGGUGGUCAGAGCAGAAGAUGCUCGAAUAAUGGGUGAUAUGUACGUGAUUUUUUUAGAGUCUCCGUUGCUUAAAAAUCUUUUAGCAAAUAGAUAAAAUAUUAGAAAUUGUUGUUCUUUAAUCAUAUUUUUAAUCAAUAGCGAAAUUACUAUCUUAGACUCUUCUUUUCAAAAGUUGUGUUUGUUAGCAAUAAGUUACUUUUCACAGUUUCAUUAAAUUAAAACAAUAGGUGAUCUGCCCCUUGGACUAAGGAAAUGAAAAUAUUUUAAAAUGUUUUUCAUUUGUUGUAAUUAAGUGCCGUGGUAAGUUUGUCAGCAAGACUGUCAGCAGCUUUAUUGGCAAGUCUUUUAGCAAGUGUGUCACCAGGUCUGUCAGCAGUUAGAUUAGAUGGGUAUGUGAACCUGAUAGUUUCUAACCUUAAGCGUUGUUUACACUCAGGAAAAGCAUGAGGAAAGGUUACAUGGAAUUGAGUGACUUAAACCGCGACCUCAUUUCUGGCUACAACAUCCGCUGCAACAACCACCAGGAACUGGUAAAGUGUCUCAAACAAGUCAACCAGAUCAUACAAAAGGCUGGACGUGUCAGGGGUAAAAAUAUUUCACUUGGAAGCCUAAAUUUAUGCCACUCAGCCUCCAUGGAUUAGAAAACAAAUUUGUAUCAAACUUUUUUUUUUAUUUCUCUUGGUUGUUUCUUUAACAUGGGUUCAAGUUUAAAUCUAUCACAUUUUUGAUGUGUGCUUCACUAUAGUGUUUAUGUGUUGGAAGAGAAAUUUGUAAAUAAAAAGUCUAGGCAUUAAUGUUGAUUGCUAAUGAGAGCAAAUUAAGAGAUGCCAAAAAGUAUGAACAUGUUAUGAUGAUAUAUUGAUUAUGUAGUUUUUAAUAUAAAAAAUGUCAAGAAUAAUGAUAUACAUGUAUAUGAAGAUGGGGAUAUGAAUUUAUUAAAAAUGAAAUCAAGAAUAAUGAUGUUCAUGUAUAAAUUGUAAAUGUUGAAAUCAUUUUGGUUGAAAUGAAACUGAGUUAAUAAGUGUUGUUCUGAUACAGGUAAUGCCUUCUUAUUUCACUUUGGUCCCUUUUGAAUUAUCAAUUAUUUUAGUUUGGUCCCUUUUGAAUUAUCAAUUAUUUUAGUUUCAUUUUCUUCUCCCCAGUUGGCAAGUUCAAGGGUCAAGUGAUCUCAUCAUGCAGGGCAGCCAUCAAGAGUAACAACACAUCUUCUUUGUUUAAAAUAAUAAACACCGGAAUGCCCUGAGCGACACACCCUUGUCAGUAGCUCAACAACAUCACCAGGGUUACCAAGGCUGCUGCACUCAUUCUGUCAUCGUGUUGUGAUUCCAGAAACUCUUUGUGCAGCCAUGAUGUCAGGUUCAACAUGGCCAAGUGGUACUUGUCUUGUAAGUGUGCACCCAUGAUGUCAGGUUCAACAUGGCCAAGUGAUGUUGGCCAAGUCUUGUGAGUAAGAAGGAAAGAAAUUCAAAAACUUGUUAGAAAAUGUCUGCUUGUUUGUUUUGCCUCCCUCCAUGGCCAUUUCAUAUUUUCAUUUUUCUGAUGACUGCAAGUGUUUGCGAACGGUAGUAAUGUGACAAAUGAUGGGUCGCCUUGUUGAACAUGACUUUAUUGUAAUGUAUCAGAUGUGUUCUCCUGGUCUUAUGGUCUUAUAAAUAUGUCAUAUCUUGUUGUUGUGCCAAGUCUUAGCUUUACUUUCCAUAUUGUAUUGGACUAGGUAAACUAGUUUUUGAACAAACAGAACUGUUUCUAUUUUUAUCACAAAAGAAAUUCUCUUUUCUAUUAAUGUUUUUUUUGGACACUGUAACACUAUAUAUAUAGAGAGCAGAUUUUUUAAAUUUUAUGUGACCUUCUGUGUUGAAAAUUUGUUAAUACAUUAUUCUACCUUCUUUUCAAGUCAUGGAUAGUCUCUGUAUUAUAGGCUUGAUGAAAUUGUUACAUAGAAUUACUCCAAGUAAUAAAAUAGCCACUUGGAUUCAAUUAAUGGGCUUGUUACAACUUUAUCAUUUAAAAAAAAAGAUAAAUAAGACUUAUUUCCAUGGGACAUAAAUAUCUCUUAUAUAUAGUAUGCUUGUGGUGUGACUGCUUCCAUUUCUGGAUAGCGGUGGAAAUAUUAUUUCCGAAAACUAUGCUAAAUGAUUUUUUGAAAUAACGCAACUGCGUUUAGUGCGUUUUUUGUCUUUUUGGAAAAUGAAAUGACCUCAAUUUAAAUGUGGUGUAAUAAAUGUUCGGUUUAAAAAUGGUUAGGACAUGAGAAUAUUAAAAUAGUUCAUGGGCGUGAAAUAAAAAAUGUGCAGUGACGUAUCAUGGAGGGGGGGGGGGUGUAGCAAAGUUUGGGAUUCUUAAAUGUGCGUUAGUUGAGUUCAUGUUUUGUCAAGUAACUUAAGUAGAUGGGAAGUUCACACAUUCCUGUCGCCAAGUUUGGCAAGCUAUAACUAGUUGAUAAUAUAAUCCUAAUUUUUCCAUACAUUAGUAAUCAAUCUUGUAACAUUCAGAUUUUUCUUAAGUUGACAAUUUAGCCUUGUUCCUGGCAUGGGUUUUGCUCUUUUGAAAUAUGUGUUGUGUUGUUUUUUUUUUAUUAUUAGCAAAAUUCUAAACAACUAAAAUUUUGCUAAUUAAUGUCUCUAGUGUUAUAAUGGUGUUAUAAUGGUUUUAUAAUGGUGUUAUCAUGGUGUUAUAAUGGUGUUUUAAUGAUGUAUUAUCGCAGAGUGAUAGUGGAAGCAGAAACAAAACCGCACAAUUUGUUCAACUCAUCAAAUACUUUACAUUUUUAAAUGAAAGAUGUCCAAAUAGGCACUUUUUACUCUGGCAAUAAUUUUAAAUAAAAUGUUACAACAUCAAAUUGUUGACAGCAGUUAGACUAAGUAGGCCAAGCAUAAUAGGGACAUAAGUAGGUCAAGCAUAAAAGAGGCAUCAUUGUGUUUAAUCCCUUGGUUCAGAUGUUGCAGUCCAUUUCUUCAUAUGAUUCAGAUAAGACUUUCACAUGGUUUAUGCAUUCGCUGAGUUGUGAAAAUAUUUCCGUCCAUUUGAACUUGUUGGACUCCACAGAAAAUGCUUCUUGUGUACAAUGGUCCUCAAUAUAUUAAAUAUAAAAGACCCAAGACGAUUAUUAGGCUCUUGUGCCAUUAUAAAGUAAUGGAGAUCCCUGCUGUGUUUAAAAUCAAAAUAUAACAAAGAUGAAUUCAUGAACCAAAUACAAAGAAUUUAUUCAUGUCAUUUAAACUAAUUUCUUUUAAAAACACACCAUGGGAUGAUAAUAUGACAACAGUGACAAAUAAAUGAAUAAAUCAUAUCUUCUCUUGAUAAUUGAUCGUUUGUAAGCAGUCUUCUUUUAAUCAAUGUUUACAUACCUACUUACAAUAUUUUUAAGAUGUUGGACCUAAUAAACAAUUAUUUGAGAACUUGAUUUGUUAGAUUUUCUUACAUUGCUAUGAUAUCUUUGACUUCAGCUUCUUUUAGUACAUUUGAAAUUUUUUUUUAUUAUCAAAUUAAAAUCUGCCAUGUCCCAGCCAAUGUUCAAGUGUAAGACUGAGAUGCAAUAGUAAAAUAUCUACGUCAUGUAAGACUGAGAUGAAAUAGUAAAAUAUCUACGUCAUGUAAGACUGAGAUGAAAUAUUAUCAUAACUGUGUCAUGUAAGACUAAGAUGAAAUAGUAUAAUAUAUGUGUCACGUAUUUAUACAAAUGAGAACUUGAAAGACGAAACAUGAAAAUGUCAACAGCUGAGAUCAAAUCCGUUGUAUCCUGCCUCAAAGACCUGUUCUUGUUAGAACUACAUUACCUUCUAACCUAUCUACAGAAUCACAGUAGGUCACCUGCGUUUUUUUCCAGUAUUAUUUGUUUGAAGGCCCAUGAUUCAAGCCUUUUGUAUAAUGUUUGUGAGUCAGUUGUCUAGUGAAAGACAUUGCUUGCACUCCAACAGGAGGUUCACUGCAUGCACUCCAACACCAGGUUCACUGCAUGCACUCGAGCACGAGGUUCACUGUAUGCACUCCAACACCGGGUUCACUGUAUGCACUCCAACAGCAGGUUCACUGUAUGCACUCCAAAACCAGGUUCACUACAUGCACUCCAACACCAGAUUCAUUGCAUGCACUCCAGCACCAUGUUCACUCCCUCUGUCAGAAUCUUUAUAUUCAUUACUGAUUUCAGUGUUUUGACCAGAACUCUUAAUUAUGUUUAAGACACCCUUCCGUUUGGAUAAUCAU
This is a messenger RNA of Lymnaea stagnalis (great pond snail), 19997 nucleotides long. Lineage: Eukaryota; Metazoa; Mollusca; Gastropoda; Lymnaeidae. The record is from the annotation of a GenBank genome assembly.